AUGUUCGCUCUCUCCGGCAGCCUGCUCUCUCUGAGCGCGAUCUUUUUUCAAUUAUCAUCUGCAUCCCGCUGCUCACCAUCCGUGAUUCAAAAGCCUGAAUUAGUCGGGGCUUCUAUCCUUGGAAUUCAAGCUCAGGAAAUUCACAACUAUUCUACCGUGAGUCUUGGACCAGGAACAAACGACGGCGGCCGAUACACCAUCAGCUUCUGCAAUGUCACAGUGACACACACUCAUCCUGGCUGGAAUGAUGAGAUCCACACUCAAAUCUGGCUGCCGCUUAAGGAAUGGAAUGGCAGGUUUCAAGGCCUGGGUGGUGGAGGAUACAGCACAGGCAUGGGCUCUAUCUACUUGACAUACGCAGUUGCCCAGGGAUUUGCAUCUGCCUCCACAGAUGGAGGACUGGGUACAAAUUCUGGCGCGUCCACCAUUCCGACGGAUCUUUCAUGGGCCCUUAGCAGCGAGGGCAAUGUCAACUGGGAACUUCUGGAUAAUUACGCGACAAAGGCAACAAACGAUAUGGCUAUUAUUGGGCAACAGAUCACAAAGUCCUACUACAGACAGCCUCCGAAGUAUUCUUACUUUUCGGGAUGUUCUGGUGGUGGACGACAGGCCCUCAUGAUGGCGCAAAAGUAUCCAGAUGUAUUCGAUGGAAUUCUCGCUGUUGCCCCCGCUAUCAAUGCACAGAAGUUCAUUCCCGCGGGUUAUUGGGCUUCUCUGGUCAUGCAAGAAACCGACGCUUAUCCGGCACCGUGUGAGGUCAGUGCUUUCACUGAAGCGGCAACAAAGGCUUGCGACAAGCUGGAUGGCGUGGAAGAUGGCAUCAUAAGUUCCCCUGGGCUCUGUGACAUCAAGGCUUCUGAUUUCGUUGGGAAGAAUUAUUCCUGCGAUGGGGUUCAAAAGACCUUUACUGCUUCCAACGCAAAGGUAAUCCAAGCUGCAUGGUCUGGCUCACUGUCAGUCUCUAAGCGAUACGGCUGGCACGGACUCAACAAAGACGCGGCGCUCGGUGGUUACUAUGUUUCCACUUCAUGUUCUGGGAAUGGUACAUGCCACGCGACAGAAAGUGACCUCCUUAGCAGCUGGUUCAAAUAUCUUGUUGCCAAGAAUCUCACAUUCGAUGCCAGCAGUAUGACCAAAAACCAGUUUUUCGACGCCUUGCACUCUUCGAUCAGCGACUAUACCUCUAUGCUUGGGAAUAAUGACCCAGAUCUCUCCAAUUUCAAGAGGGCUGGCGGAAAAAUGAUCGCUUGGCAUGGACUAGCAGACGAAGUUAUCCCUCCAAACGGAACCACCGAGUACUAUGAGAAUGUGCUGAAGGGUGACCCCAAUGCCCACAGAUUUUAUCGUUCCUUUGAAGCACCUGGCGUUGGCCACUGCUAUGGUGGACUCGGGCCAAUCCCAAAUGGAGCAAUGUCUCAGCUUAUUGAAUGGGUAGAGGACGGACAUGCCCCUGCUGUUUUGCACGCCACGAAAGGGAGCAACGAUACAGCAAGAGACCUUUGCCCGUAUCCCCUUCGUCAGAAGUAUAUUGGGGGAGACUCCAGAAACUCCACAUCUUUUACUUGUAUUUAA
Messenger RNA from Penicillium cosmopolitanum, 1572 nucleotides. RefSeq names its product tannase and feruloyl esterase. The record is from RefSeq and is a predicted model, not a curated record. Lineage: Eukaryota; Fungi; Ascomycota; Eurotiomycetes; Eurotiales; Aspergillaceae. The transcript has a single exon. The coding region runs from base 1 to 1572 and encodes 523 amino acids.